Messenger RNA from Columba livia (rock pigeon), 8685 nucleotides. Its product is annotated as serine/arginine repetitive matrix protein 1-like. The coding region runs from base 1 to 1464 and encodes 487 amino acids. NCBI's taxonomy places the organism in Eukaryota, Metazoa, Chordata, Aves, Columbiformes, Columbidae. The record is from RefSeq and is a predicted model, not a curated record. The transcript has 3 exons.
AUGUACUACAUCACCAUACCUUCCCAGGAAGCACCAAACUGGCAAGCACGUACACUGAAUGACACCAGUCACUCAGUGGGAGUGGGGAAGGGAGACACUUGGGGUGUCUGCAGCGAAAGAGGGAGACGAGCGUUUUCACUCCCCGUUCUCGGGGGUGAAAAGAAGAAAAAAAAUGAGGUCGGUCGGUCGCGGUUUUCCACGGGACGAGCGGAUUACACAACGCCACCAGCGCGGAGGAAGGCAGAAGGCGGCGGGAGGCCGGCGGGGCGGGCACCCGAAGCCAGCGCACCCCGGCUCGGGGCUGCCCUCGGACAGGGAGAAAGAACCCCCGAAAAAACAGGGCCGCCCAGCACAGGCCUCUGCUGCCGCUCUCAUUCCCCCGUCCCUCCAAGUCCCUCACCACAGCAACAACUGUGUAUAUAUUUUUUUAAUCCGUGUAGAGAAAAGAAGCGCCCAGAAAAGAGAAACACCAGGAAAGCUCUUGCUUCCUACCUGGGCAGGGUUCAGCUCAGUUCAGUGCGUGCCGAGGAGGAGGGGGCAGAGAAGCACUAUCUAAAACAAAAGUGGCGCCAAAACCCCCCAGUAAGAAGCAUUCUUCUUCCUCCUCCUCCCCCUCCCUCCCCCAGCAGGGCCGGCGAGAGCCCAGCGGGGUUCCUGCAACACGCGGCUCCCGGCAUCAGGCGGCCCCGGCACAAGUUGGCAAGUGCCCUUUCUUUACAAAAAAAACAAAAAAAAAAAAAACAGAAAAAAAUAAAGCAAGCCGAACGGAAACUGCCACAACUCUUCCUCUUAGAGGGCAGCCGCCGAAGAGCUCGCCCAAAGUCACCCGGAGGGGAAAACUCGCCCUACAAAGGCAUUCCCCGAGCUGGGCGCCGGAGGAGGCGGGGGGGGGGGUCGCCAGCUCUCUCGAAGGAGGCAGCGAAGAGGGGCGGGAGAGAAAGGCACAGGUCAGACCCCACGUCCUCACUUGGGCCGAGGGAACUCGCUGUCGCCAGCUCUCCAGCCCAGUCACUCAGAAAGAGGCAGCCGGAGUUGCCCCAGCUCGACCGAGCCGGGAAAGGGAGACGAAGGAGAGAAACCCCAAUCCCCCGGCACUUCCCUCCGCGGGCAAGCCGCCGGGAGCGGGCUGGCAGGAGAGCUCAGCUGAGGGAAGGAGGGGGAGCGCUGUCAGGGAUGGGAGUCCCCUCUCCCCGGCCUCCACCGACACCCACCCGGGGCACCGGCGGCCGCCCCACCAUUUUCUGCUGCGCGCCGCGCGGCCCAGCGCUCUCCGCCCCCCCCACCCCGCUCCGGCCGCAGCGGCUCCGACCCCCUUCCCCUCCCAGCCACCCCCCGAGCGGCCCGGCCCGGCUUGCCCACACACACACCCGCCACACACACAAUGCCCGAGUCCUCCAUCUUGCCAACAGCCCCUGCUCGGCUCGGGAGAAGGGGGGAGGAGGAGAAGGUGGUUCUCCAUUUUAGCUCGCCGCGCACUGGGCCCAGCCUGCCCGCGGCCGGCUCUGGGGACGAGGAACGGGGCUCCGGGCGGGCAGCGGGGCCGCUUUCGGCGCCCUCUCUCUCUCUCACUCGCGCUCCACUCGCGUCCCCCCUCCCCGCCGGGGCGCGCUGGGAAGGGGGGGUGGGGAAGCGGGGGGCUGGAGUGUUUUCGCGGCUCGGCCCCGCCGUCCUCCAUCUUGGCUGCGCGGAGUCCCUGUGGCCAGCAGGCCUAGCGCUCCGCGCCGUCCCCGCAGGCCGGGGGACCGCGGGCCCCGUCCCGGCCUCGCUCCGCAGCCACGCACCGCGAUCCCGAGUCCCCCCUCCAAACUUCCAGAAGCUUCGCCGCCAUUUUCUAACUUACCUUGCCCAGUGUCGGCGUAGGCAGCGAGGAGGCCCAGGCUCGUAGCUCCGCUCCUAUAUCCCCGGCCCGGCUGCCGGUUGCGCGCCCGGCCCGGAGCCUCGGCCGCGGAGGGGGGGUUUGGGGAGGGCGCGGGGCGCGGGCAGGUUAUUUAAUUUGGCGGCGGCGCUGGGGAUUGUUUGGGGUGUUCGCUGCUCGGCGGCUCGCGAGCGAAUGGAGGGCGCAGGCGCCACCUGGCGGCCACCGCGCGGGGCCCGCUCUCCUGGGCGCGGGGCGACACCUGCCGGCCGGCCGCGGCGGCGCCAGCCGAGCGGGGUAAACAAGGUGCCGCGCAUGCGCGCGGGCCGCCCGGCCGCUCCCCCACCCCCGCCGGCUGGCGAGCGCGGCGCGGCCUGAGGGGCCGGGCCGGGCUGAGGGGGCGGGCGAGGCGGGGGAGGCAGCGGCCCGGCCUCCUCCGUGCGCGGCCGGCGGGGGCGGCACGGCUGCUGGCUCCAUUCUGGGGCAGGAUCGGGUAACCGCAGCGCCAGUGCGGCCUAAAAAGGAGCUGCGGCUCCGCCGGGGGGACGCGCCCGGGCCUCGCAGAGACGCGGGGCCUGGUGUCCUUCCCCCUUGCAACGCGGCGGGGAUUGUUAAAUAAUUGGGCCCCUCAGUUCCAGCAGGACAGGGAACUGCUGGAGAGAGUCCAGCGCAGCCACCAAGAUGCUGAAGGGAGUAGAGCAUCUCCCGUGUGAGGAAAGGCUGAGGGAGCUGGGGCUCUGGAGCUGGACAAGAGGAGACUGAGGGGGGACUCAUUCCUGGGGAUCAAUAUGGAAAGGGGGAGCGUCAGGAGGAUGGAGCCAGGCUCUUCUGGUGACAACCAGUGACAGGACAAGGGACAAUGGGUUGAAACUGGAACACAGGAGGUUCCACUUAAAUAUGAGAAGAAACUUCUUCUCAGUGAGGGUGGCAGAGCCUGGCCCAGGCUGCCCAGGGAGGUUGUGGAGUCUCCUUCUGUGCAGACAUUCCAACCCGCCUGGACACCUUCCUGUGUAACCUCAUCUGGGUGUUCCUGCUCCAUGGGGGGAUUGCACUGGAUGAGCUUUCCAGGUCCCUUUCAACCCCUCACAUUCUCUAUGUUCAGCUGAGGCGAAGUUCAGUCUUUCUAGAAAUAAUCCAUUAAUCGCUUGCAGUUUUUCUUCGCUCACCAAUAUCCGAUAAACAUGAAAGCCAAAAUGUGGUUAGAGACUUUCAUGAACAGCCCCGCAAUUCGCCAGUUUGUUGUGAGUACUGCUGUGCAGCCUACAUGUGAAGCAUUCACACAGGCUAUAAUAGAUUAUUACAUGGAUGAGAUCUUAGUGUGUGCUGAACAAUCUGAUUAUCUGCAGAGUGUGGUGACACGCUUACUUCAAGCUCUGAAACUUUAUGGCUUACAAGUUACACAGGAAAAAGUGCAAACUGUGCCUCCUUGGAAAUAUUUAGGCUGGAUUUUAACUGAAACUAUUAUCAAACCCCAGCCUUUGACUAUUAAUAAUGACAUUAAGACAUUGAAUGAUUUACAGAAAUGGAUGGGUACAAUUAACGGGUAUGAUCCAUGCUUGGAAUUUCUAACCAUGAACUCCAGCAUCUGUUUCCAGCAUCUCCUCCCUUCCAGACUGGGAGGCCAAGAGCCGCUGACACUGCAGGGACAAUGUCCUCGCCCCGCCAGGCCACCGCUGGCUUUUCAGACCUGAUCUGGCCUAUCUUGGUUCAUUUUGUGCACAGUAAGCAAAGUUGUGUGCAAGGGAGCCUAUGGUUUUGCAGAUAAAUGUGCCCAGAUGGGUGCAGCGUGCCUUAUCUUGUGAGCUCCAAGCUUGUGUGGUGAUACACACAGAAGCGAUGUUUGCUGACGGCUGGGGGUAUUCUUGUGGCUAGGAGCGUUGUCCUGAAACGUUUUCUGCUGCUGCCCAUCACUAAGUGCAUUCCUGAUUUAAAUUGGUGUUUGCUCCUAGGCUCUGAGUGCAGUUCUGUGUUUCUCCCUGCAUGAAGGUUGAUAUGAACCUGAAAUGAUCACAUAUAAGCAGUAUAGAAUACUUAAAGUAGCCAGAUACAAAAUUUGUGACACUCGUGUUUCUAAACACACAACUCAGUAGUUCCUUCUACAUUUUUUUUCCUCCGUAUUGUGUAAUGCUGAGCACAUUACUCAUGCUGAAUAGUUGCACAUAGCACCUAAGCCUAUUGUUAGAUUAGUCAGCACGAGAAUAGUUUUGUCCUGGUAAUUAGUCUCUAAUCAGCCUCUUGUGUUUAUCUACUUUUAAUUUUGGGGAGAGGUUUGGCCUAACUAAGCAGGCACUAAGCUGAGUGACUCUGCUCAGCUGUUUAACAAAGGCAGGACGCUUCAGACUAUCCAUCAGUUCCAGUCUUUUCAAAACUAAGAUGAGGUAUUGAAGAGCAAAUGACACUUAUAAUAGAAACUCUGAUCAGAUACGGAGUGUUUAAAAUAAAAAAACUAGUGUAAUAGGAGUUGAUGUCACCAAGCAAUUCCAGCAAAUCUGUCAGUUGGUACAUGAGACAGACAUUCAAAAAUAAAUUACAUUGUAUAGCUUGAAUUAAUGUUUCAGAAUGUUUUUUUUUUCCUCCUGUCAAGGCUGUGGGGAAAAGAAAAAAAAAAAAAGCAGCAGAAAAUUAUGAGAAAUAUUUCCUUUUAGGGAACAUUUUAAAAUGAUAUCCUGAAUACCCAGUCAUAAAACUAUGUCUAUAGUUUCACUUGCAGGUACAGGUGCUAAUCUUAAAUGUGAAUGUGUUAAUGUCUGUUUGGAAAUUGCAGAAGUGUGAAUAAGAGAUAGUCUGGGGGAAAAAAACAAACAAACAAAACAAACAAAAAACCCACCACAAAACAACACACCAAACCUCAAGUAAAUUUUAAACAUGCUUAUGAUAUAUAAUAGUUGUUAAAUUACACAUAGAAAUAGAUGGAAAGGAGCUGGGUCCAUUUGUGCCUUCCCUCUACAAAUUAACUUCUGACACCUGCCAGAUAGACAACUUUUCCAUGAAAAUAACCUACACACUUCCAAAACUAACAUUUUGCCUGCACAUGGAAUUCCAGUAAUGUAUCCUUUGCUGAAGAUACAAUAGAGCAACUCACAUUACAGUUCAAAUCCAGAACUCGGUAAGAUCAUAGCGGUGUCCUGGGGGAGCUGGCAGGAGCACAACACUGCGGCAGCUUGAGGGUCAGCUGUGCCCCAAAUCCCCGUGUUAACACAUGGCAGAUAUUUGGUCUACUCCAAAAACCUCAUAGUUCACACUUGACCUCAUAGCUGAGAUUUUUUUUAGGUAAAUGUGUUCAACAGAAGAAAACGCGACAUCGUUUUUAGGGUGUGUUUUUAAAGGAAUGAGCGUGCAAGUGCUGACAAUAACCGUGGCGGAGAGUUCAGCCCGUUUCAAAAGCUGACUCAGACCUUGGAAGCCCAGUUCAUAACUCGUCUGGGUGUCCUGACUCCUGUGACAGAAUUUGCUUUUUGAAACUUGUGACAACAAACCAAGGAAACCCUCUGGAGCCCAGACUCCAGGUGCAGCGGCGUAUUACGAACCGCCGGUCACAGCGCCCGCCUGAGAGGAUUUUGCCCUCUCCAGUUCAUUUCCUCCCUCCCAGUUGUUCCACUCAGCUGUUUGCCCGGCUGCUGUCUGAGCAGAACUGCUGCCUCAGCAGAGAAGGGGGCAGGGCCAUUUGGUUUCCAAGGGACUGGUUUCGUUUUCCCCCCCCAAACCAAAUCAUUUCUCAGAUGCCAUUUAGAGUACAAGUCCGUAAGCAAUUCAGUCAGCACAACCGAAGGCGUGGUGUGCUCCUGGGGAGCCUGGGGAGGUUUCUGCUUUGCUCCAGUGACAAGAAGACGGGAAUUUCUUAAGCCAGAGCUGCCUUGGGAGGAUUCCUAACACAGCCCCACACUUGGAUCAUGCAAAUAACUGUCAUAAACCAGUUUACACAGCACACAUCUAAGGAGCAAAUGCAACAGUCUCUCAAGUGGUGGGCAGGAAUGUAGGGGGCAGAAAAGCGGAACAAGUUCUUAACCAUUGCAUUUGUUGUCAUUGUGGGGGACAAAACUGGCUCUCACGAGUGCCCGAUGUGUGCAUUUUCCCCAUGAACGGAUCAUGCUGCUGGAACAGAGCAUUCCAGUGGAUACAACAGGGAAGCUACAAAGCAGUUCCUCUGCUAGCACACCGCUUCUUUCCAAGCUAACAGUUCCAGAAUGAGCUUCCACCAUUUGUUCAGAACUGAGAAGAAAUCAAAGUUUAACUAUCUAGCACUCUUUUUCCAAUACAAUGAAAAAAAAUGCAAAAAUCAAUUUUAUAAAAGAUGUUAUCCAAGCAUAAUAAGGAAACAGAGAUAUUUUAAACUCUGACCUUCCUAGCAGCGAUUUGUGUCUGACAGAAUUUCUGCGGAAACUGUAGGAGGAACUGUUCUACAGGACUAUGUUACUUUUCUCACAACAGCUACUCUUUAAGAGCUUCAGAGUCCAUUUCUGAUAUUGAGCCCAGUUGAGAGAUAAUUCAACAAAGACUUUGCAACAGGGACUUUUACUACACUUGGUCCAAAGAGAGCUCUUGACCAGUCACCUGGUUAAGAAACUGAGCAAGGAAAGCAUAGAUACCAAUUCUGUGUCUGAAUUAAUGGCCAGAAUUUUACCGCUAGAGAAGAUCAGAAUAAACUCAAGUUGACAGAUGGCUGGUUCAUUCUUCCAGGCAGGACAUUCAUGCUCAUGCUGCUUCCUUUUCUUUGCGGGUAGCAGAACAGGAACCCCUCUGCAAUUCCGUUUCCUCAUUUCUAUUAAAAAGGGGUGUUUGCUUAUGGGAACUGGCAAACAAGCCAGAAUUUGUACACUGGUUUCAUUCCAAGGUGAUGUUCUAACCUUGAUGGCUUGCUUUAAAUAAGCCACAGCCAUAUUUUGAUCUGUUUAGUUGGGUACAGAGCGGGAAAGCAGUCUUCCCAGACAGAUUUUGUUUCCAAGAUUUUUGAAACUGGCUUAGUCACUGUAGGGAAAUCUGCUCUAAAUCCUUUUGGAGAUGAGCUAUUACAUAAGAAACAAAAUUAAAGAGCAAAAAAUGGGUUACUCUCCUAUAAUUUGCAGGAGAGAGAUUGCACAUUGGUUGCUCCUUAGGCCUUUCCAUGUUCCGUGAAUAAUUUCUUCCUUUUAUGAUUUACAGACGUCUCCCUUGUUUGCCCCAGCAGGUCUUUCCAGAACACCUAACUCAUCUGAAUUUUCUUGAUUCAGUAAGUUUCUGCUGACCGUGCCCUCAGACCUAUAAAAGAGCAUAGUAUCACAGUUUGUCCCCUGUCAUUAAAAAGGAAGUUUUAACUCCCCUUCAUUGUCAGCUCUAGAAAUGAAUUUAGAUCCUCAGUAAAUCACAAAUGCUUCCUGCUAAUUGCAUUAUCAGGAGAUUUAUCCAGUCUGUGCCACUUGUUACCCAUAGCCCUUCACUCAUCCCCCUAUUUGAGGUGAGAUUCUCUCACCACAUCUCAUUCUUUGAGAUUAGAAUCUCUUAGCCAUGUUUUAAAGUUCUCACCAAACAGUGUAAAGGCCACACCAGUUAUUGGUAGGAAAUAAUGAAAAGCCCAUCUCCAAGCUUCAGUCAAGAGCUUUCCCUAGAGGCACCACCUCAUCUUAUCUAUAGAAAGAGUGUUACCGUUCAGGCCGUUGUGCUUGGCUCUGGGGCACGAUCUGCUCCGGGAGCUCUUAGGAGACAUGACUAGCAUGCGCUUGUGACCUGUAGCCAAGUCCCGGCAGAGGCAUCACGAAUCAAAGACCAUUUUAUGAGUCAGACACCAUGACAGCAUCAGUGACAAAGUCUGUGGAAGAAGAACAGGAACCAGAUAAACACGUUUCAAAUUGGGUAACCCGGAUAAAUGGAAGGACGCAGUUAAAGGCGGGGAAGAACAGGCUGUGUGACAGAAGAAGGGCUGGGUGAGAGCAGGCAAGGAAUGAAAUCAGGUCAAGGGGGCCAGACAGCAGCGGCCAGCACUGGGGAAGAAGCUUCGGCUUAGGGACAGCUGGAGAACAGGCAGUGAAGCUGCACGGCAUGCUUGACGCGCAGGGCAAACCCGUCCGGAGCAGAGCGCCAUUCUCAGCUGGUGGGAUUUGCUGGGGCUGACACGGAGCUGACAUGGAGCCAGGGCUGCCAGGAACAGGCGAGGAAAAGGCUGGCUCGUGGUUAGGUGAGGUUAGAGUGCAACUGGCACAGAAACGUUCUUAUUCAGCUCAACCUCCGCACAAGAUCUUAGAGCAAAACUAUUGUAAAGUCAAAUGCAUUUGUGUUUAAGCUUUGAGGAAAAUCCUCCAUCAAACGAAUGGGACAGCUCUCUCCUGUAUUUACAGGCAAACAGCAGGUUUGGAUGAUGGCAGUUGAUUGGCCUUUUCCCCACAAACUACCAAGGCCAGAACUCAGAAGGUUGAAGUGGAACUAUAUGCAAUGGGGAGGCGGCUGUUACUUACAUGACAGAUGAGGUCAGGGAACAGAUUACUCUUUCAGAUCGUUUGGACAAGGCGUUUGCUCCCUGGUUUGGUUUAGGGGGUAUUACUUGUGAUGACUUCUGGCUUUUCUCGGACGGUUUACGUGCUGUACUCCCAACCAACACUCAUCUCCUGCCUAGAGCUGCGACAAAACGGAAUCUUGAGGAUGAUCCGGUCGCUCUGCCUCCCAGAGACAGCAGCCCAGGGCAAACACCGGCCCCUGCCCUUUACCCGCCCCGGAAAAGCACAGCAACACGAGUCAGAAGCAGGCGGGUGGGAUCGCCGCGCUGGGUCCGCGCUGAAACACCCCGCCUGCCCGACUUACGUGAAACGCUAAACUCUUCAAAGGCACAAAAAGGCAAAAUAAAACCUUUCUGUGCUGAUUUA